GUUUUAGUCUCUCUUCUACCCUUUUUUCUGACAGCAUCAAUCUGGGGAUCACAGCAUCAGAACUUUCAGCUUUAAUUUCUUUUCUUCUGCAUCUUCCUGAAAUGGAUCCACAGGACAAUAUCUGGUUGAGGCUCUCUUGCGUGCUUUAGAGGUUGUAGUGGCAAAGGAAGAGAGAGGGACAAGGCUCAUGAAAAAGCGCCUAAGGGCCGGUCAAGCUAAACUGAAAGCGAAGGAGGGAGAACUUUCGAUGCUUAGGACGGAGAAGGAUCGAGUGCUUGCGCUCAAAGAAGUCGGAGAAACACUGGUUGCUGAUUUCCUUGAAGCGGAUGGUAAGAAGAACUUUGCUGAUCAGAAAGCUAUGAUCAACAUUGGCGGCAGCGAUGGCGGCAAGGGUGCAGGAUUUGAUGGCGUUUACGGAAGGGGUAUUAACUAUCUUGAAAACUCUCAGAAUCUUGAUGAGAAAGCCAUGAUAGCAACCGUUAAAAGAACAAACAGCGACGGCAAUGGUAGCAGCCGCGGUGGUGGAAGCGGCGGGCGGCGGCAAGGGUGGAGGAUUUGAAGGCGUUGACGGAGGGGGUAUUAACGAUCUAGAAAACGCUCAGAAUCUUGAUGAGGAAGCCGUGAUAGCAACUGUUAAAGGAACAAACAGCGAUGGGAAUGGUAGCAACCACGGUUGUGGAGGCAGCGGCGGUUUCGGUGUUUAACCACCGUGAAUAGGGUGAUGGUCUAUCCCUUUACUUUUCCGUUAAGGAGAAACCUCGUUUCAAUUUGUUUACAACGUACUGCUUGUACUUUUGGUUUGUUUAAGAUACUGAAGGCAUGUUUUAUGUGUGUUAAUUAUUAAACCUAGUAGUUGCCACUGGAACCAUUUUGGGUGAUUAUCAGUAGUAGUAGUAGAAAGUUGGUGCUCGAAGAAAUGGGAUGGUGAUGGAUUGGAUUGUGUACUAAGCCAGCUGCAACCUCCAUUUUAAUUGAUUCUAGGAGAACUUAAAUGAGAUUGUUUUAGCUAAAUAUUUCAGUGGAAGUGAAGUACGUACUUGCUGUUGUGAUUU
Messenger RNA from Theobroma umbraticum, 1052 nucleotides. The record is from RefSeq and is a predicted model, not a curated record. NCBI's taxonomy places the organism in Eukaryota, Viridiplantae, Streptophyta, Magnoliopsida, Malvales, Malvaceae.